AUUUUAAAAAUUUGAAAAAAAAAUUUUUUGCUCUAAUUUUUUUUACAUUUUUCAAUUUAUUUUGCUUGAAUAUUAAUUUAUUAAGUGAACAACGCCAAUGACAGAAUGAAUGAAUUAGCAGUAUUUAUCAUUCUUCACAGAAAAAUAAAUAAACAACACGCUAACUUCGUUUUAAUAUUUUUUUAAUAAUAUAUUUAUUUUAAAAUCGACCUAAAAUUUAUCCUUAUCCAACAUCUUUCACUUUGAUUUAUUUAUUAUAUUUGAAGAAGGAUAUUUUAAAUCAGAUACGAUGGCCAAAACAGAGAGAUAUUUCAAAAAGGCAUCCAACAGUUCAGAAGAAACCGUAAAACCUUCGACAAAAAAGCAAGAAAAACCAUUCGAAAAUAAAUUAAAUAUCAAAAACAAGUUUUACAAGAAACCAAGUAAUCAUCUAAAAAAUGCAAAAAUCAAGAAAAAUGCGUUGGAAAAAUUUGACAAGGGGCCUAUGGUUAAGAGAGAGGGUUUGAAGACCAAAUACCAUCACAAAUUAUGGCAAGAGAGAGAUAAGCAAAUUGAAUUGGCUAAUAAGCAUUCAGCACGAACAGAAGUACUUUUGAAUGAAGAAGAGGGUUAUAUUGAUACUGAAAUUCCGACAGAAAGUCUAGCUCAAAGUGAAAUUUGCAACAAUGUGGACAUCAUGUCAGCUUCAAAGCAUUUUUCUCUUGCUCUUGAUCAGUUUGGGCCUUAUCGAAUAAAGUACAACGAAAACGGUAAACAUUUGUUGCUUGGUGGUAGAAAAGGUCACGUAGCAUCUGUGGAUUGGAUUACAAAGCAUUUGAGUUGUGAAAUGAAUGUUAUGGAAGAAAUUUCAAAUGUAUCGUGGCUACAUAACGAAAAUAUGUUUGCCGUUGCACAAAAAAGUUACGUGCAUAUAUAUGAUAACAAAGGAAUGCAAUUACACUGCAUAAAACGCAUGAAUGCAGUAAGCUAUCUCGAGUUUCUUCCCUACCAUUUUCUCCUGGCAGCUGGAAAUGAUGAAGGAUUCUUGUCAUGGUUGGAUGUGUCCAUUGGGGAAAUUGUGUCUCAAUAUAACAGUAAGCUAGGUACCAUAUCCAACAUGUGUCAAGACAAGUCAACAGGAGUUAUUUUUACUGGAGAUACCAAAGGUGUUGUGUCAUUAUGGUGUCCUUCCAUUAGAGAGCCUCUAGCGCAACUUUCUUGCCAUAAUACUCCUAUAUCGGCACUCUGCGUUUCCCCAAACAACAAUACCUUUCUAACGAGUGAUAUUAACCAAACUGUUAAAGUUUGGGACUCUCGUAAUUUAGGGGAAUCAGUGGCAGUUCAUAAGCUUCGAUCAACUGUGAAAGAAAUAAGUGUUUCACAAAAAGGUAUGGUGGCACUGGCAUUGGGAAAUGUUUGUGAAAUAUACCGGAAAGACUUAAAUCAGCAACCAUAUUUGCGUUAUCCAUUAGUUGGAAGCAUCAAAUCACUACAAUUCUGCCCCUAUGAAGAUGUAUUAGGAAUUUCCACUAAUAACGAGUUUGCUUCUAUUCUAGUUCCAGGCAGUGCAGAAGCUAAUUUUGAUGCGCUUGAAUCCAAUCCUUACCAAUCCAAAUCACAACGAAGAGAAACGGAAGUUCGAAGACUCUUGGAUAAAAUUCCCAUGGAAAUGAUAAGUCUAAGACCAGACAAAAUUUUGGAAGUAAAUACUAUGACGUUUAAGGAAAAGCUCGAGGCCAAAAAGAAAAUUUUGUUUGUCAAACCUCCCAAGAUUGACUUUGCUCCUAGACAAAAGAAAAAGAGCAAAAACUCUGCAAAAACAAAACGUAAACAAAUAAUCAGAGAAGCUACCGUCAGAGAAUUUAAGAAAAAUAUUGAGCCUUUAAAGCAACAGAUUCGGGCAGAACAAAAGUCGAAGAAAGCACAUAGUAAACCAAUGGUUCCUCGAAAAAAGGAAAAUGUAUUGGAUCGUUUUAAACCUAAAUCAAAAUUGAAAUAAAAAAAAUAAUUUUUGACUUAUUUAUGAGCACUUGUGUAAUAUUCCUCUUCUAAGUCAUACAAGUCCACAGCAAUAUCAUCACGUAAAUUCAGUAAUUUGCUGUCUCUGUCUUGUUGUGUAGUUCGGUAAAGUUGGCUACUUUGAGUGAUUGCCUCAUUAACAGUAUAAAAGUCGUUUAAAAUCAAGUAUUGCUUGAUGUCGGAAACCAGCUUUAUGAGCGAUUCACCUGCACGAACAAUAUUUGCAGCUCUCACUUCCAUCUCGUACAUAUCUUGUUCACAUUGGACGACUUUUGACAACUGCGACGUGCUUUCCCCUCUUGCAAGCCGGAUUAUUUCUAUUUUGUAUAAAUCAAUUUUG
Molecule: messenger RNA, 2338 nt
Organism: Culicoides brevitarsis
Lineage: Eukaryota; Metazoa; Arthropoda; Insecta; Diptera; Ceratopogonidae
Product: WD repeat-containing protein 46
Exons: 2
Coding region: 290-1978 (562 amino acids)
Biological process (GO): maturation of SSU-rRNA from tricistronic rRNA transcript (SSU-rRNA, 5.8S rRNA, LSU-rRNA)
Cellular component (GO): small-subunit processome; nucleolus; 90S preribosome
Molecular function (GO): protein binding
Source: RefSeq, a predicted model, not a curated record